AUGUCAGGGAGGCUGUCAGGGUUUCUGCACUCUGCUCCGGGCAACAGGACCUCUCUGCAGCUCCCGAUCUCUCUUGCUCCAGCGCGAACAGCAUCUCACCGGCUGGGAAAGCACUGGCUUGCCGAGGGGGAUUGCAGAAGGUUGAGUGCACAGAUGAAUAAAAAUUCUUCCAACACAAUGGCUUUGGCUCCUAACACUUCUAGCAAAAGAGAGACAGUGUGCAUAUUUGGAACUGGAGAUUUUGGAAGAGCUCUGGGGCAUAAAAUGAUUCAGUCUGGUUACCCUGUCGUGUUUGGAAGCCGGAGCACACAGACAUCCAGCCUGAUUCCCAAGGGUGCAGAGGUGUUCAGCCAUGCAGAGGCAGCACAGAAAGCUGCCAUCAUCAUUAUCGCAAUCCAGAGGCAACAUUACGACUUCCUUAUACCACUAGCAGAAAUUCUGCGUGGGAAAGUCUUGGUGGAUGUAAGCAACAACGUAAAAAUAAACCAGUAUCCUGAAUCCAAUGCAGAGUACCUCGCUCAGCUGGUGCCUGGCGCUAAGGUUGUGAAAGCCUUUAACACCGUGUCAGCCUGGGCCUUGCAGUCAGGCACAUUGGAUGCAAGCCGGCAGGUGUUUGUCUGUGGAGACGACAUGGAAGCUAAACACAUGGUGAUGGCCAUUGUUCGUGCACUGGGUCUCACUCCAGUAGAUCGGGGAUCCCUCUUGGCUGCUCAGGAAAUAGAAAAUUACCCUCUGCAGCUCUUUCCAAUGUGGAAGUUUCCCAUCCUUUUGUCCCUUGGCUUAACUGCAUUCUUCUUCUUCUACUGUUUGGCUCGUGAUGUAAUUUACCCUUAUGUUUAUGAAAACAAAGACUUUUCAUUUUUUAUUGCAAUUUCCAUUCCAAAUCGGAUCUGCCCUAUAUUGGCACUCAUCCUUCUUGCCUUGGUUUAUCUUCCUGGUGUACUUGCUGCAAUUAUUCAGUUAUACAGAGGUACCAAAUACCGCCGUUUCCCAGACUGGCUGGACAAAUGGAUGCUGUGUAGGAAACAACUUGGACUAGUAGCCUUGGCAUUUGCUUCUCUGCAUGUUUUGUACACUCUUAUUAUCCCAAUUCGCUUCUUCGUAAGAUGGAGAAUCAGCAGCCGAAUCGUCUCCCAGGCACUGAACAAUAAAACAGAACCACUCAACACCACAAAUGCCUGGCUUAGUGACUCUUAUUUGGCUUUGGGGAUUUUAGGAUUUUUUUUAUUUGUUCUUCUGGGAAUAACUUCCUUGCCUUCAAUCAGCAACAAUGUCAACUGGCGAGAAUUUCGAUUUGUACAGUCCAAACUGGGAUAUCUGACACUGAUUUUGUGCACUGCACACACACUGGUUUACGGUGGAAACCGGUUCCUGAGCCCAUCAUCAUACAGAUGGUAUCUUCCAAACGCCUAUAUGCUCUCUCUCAUUGUUCCAUGCAUUGUACUGGUUGUCAAAUUUGUGCUGAUAUUUCCUUGUCUAGACAAACCUCUCACGCGAAUUCGACAGGGCUGGGAGAGGAAUCCCCAAUACUCAGAACAGUCAAAUUACAUUAUCAAUAAGUCUGCUGUAUAAUUAGACUAACCUGUAUUAUCAAAAAGAAGAAAAAAAAACAUUAUGAAGGCAUAUCAAACUGAAGUCCUGAGCCUCCUUUAUCUGGAGAGUGAGAGAAAAAGUGAAAAACUUGGCCAGGCCCUGAGUAAAAUAAAGCCACCCCAAUGACAAGCAUCAAAUACAAGCAUUAAAAUACAAAUCAAAUGAGGCCAUUUUGUUCCUGCACCCCAGGCAUGCUUUCACACAGGUGCAGGCCCUCUUUUGCUCAGUACAUUCCCCCUUGCCUAUUCACCCUCCAUUCCUAAGGGUAUGAGAAAAAUAAGUGGUGCUCCAUGUCCCUCCUCUGUCGUUCCAAAUCUUCCCCAGGGCUGGGCAGAACCAGAGUAACCAUUGGCGUUAGAUGGCAUCUGCUCUUCUUCCCUAUCCUGCCCAUUGGGACUCAGGUCUACAUGCACCUACACACACCCACACAGACCCACAUGCACACAUGCAUGAACACACACCCUGCUUCCCCCCUCAGAAGCCACCAGCACCCAGAGAAUGAGUGCAGGAUGGAUGCUGGCUGAGGAACAGCUCUCUUCCUCCCAGUACUAGUUUAUCCUCCAUUAAUAUCUAAUCCAAAAGAGACCUAUGUUCAUACCUUAGAGAUAGUUGAGUAAGAUUUGUUUUGUUUGCGUACAGGAACCCUAAUGUUCAAAGUGUACAGGCCAAGGAUUACUGAAUCCUUACUUUUACUGCUAUACCAGAAACUCAGGUGGCAAGGGAAUGGAGGAGAGACCAAAAUGGCAGAAAGAUGUGAGAUGUGCUCAUGAGCCUAAGCUUCUCAAGUAUAGGCAGAAAGUGGUCAGUGAUUUUUUUUGUGUAAGCAGUGAGUUGUAAGGAAAGAAACCGAAGGAAAAUCCUAUUCUAUGAAGGGGUUGUAUUAUAUGUCAUGGUUAUAUCUCAUGAAGAUAAUAUUGCUGAUUUUUCAAAAAA
Messenger RNA from Haliaeetus leucocephalus (bald eagle), 2526 nucleotides. It is a transcript of the gene STEAP4, whose product is annotated as STEAP family member 4. Gene Ontology annotation, cellular component: endosome; plasma membrane. The record is from RefSeq and is a predicted model, not a curated record. Gene Ontology annotation, molecular function: ferric-chelate reductase (NADPH) activity; cupric reductase (NADH) activity. Gene Ontology annotation, biological process: copper ion import. Lineage: Eukaryota; Metazoa; Chordata; Aves; Accipitriformes; Accipitridae.